UAUCCAGUAAGCAGAGAAGCCAAUGUUCAAGCUUGUCAAAGCGUAGUUUUAUUGUCAGUCCUUUUAAAUACAAAUAUUUUCAUAACAAAAUAAUUAUUCAAAAGACAUUAGCAUUCAAAUAAUUUAUCUUUAUAAUAAAUAUUAACACCAAAUAUACUAUGUUUCCUAAAAGAGAUUAAACUAUCUAGAAAAUACGUGUACGUGUAAUAUCGUAAAUAGAGAAAAGUUUAUAAUAAUUCAUAUAUUAUGUAUGAAAGUAUAACUGAAAAUGCGGUGUAGUGUACAAAAUUGUACAAAUGAUACAAAACGAACAACUAAAAGCCAUGGAAUUACAUUUCAUAUGUUUCCGAGGGAAGCUAGCUUGCGUACCAAAUGGAUAGAAGCCCUCUGUAUUGAUUGGGAACCGAAAGACAGGAGUACUGUAUGUUCUGAACACUUCAACACUGACGAUUUUUAUGAAACUAAAUGUGGACUAAGGAAGAUCAAGAAUGGAGCCAUACCAGUUCUUGCACAGGAUUUGAAUGAGGACUUAAAUUCAUCAGCAGUUUGGAAGGUGUGUAGGAUAUGUCUGGCUACGGACAGAAAACUGUACCAUAUAGCAGAUUAUAAAUUAAAUUUGCCAUAUCAAGAAAUAACUGGAUUGUUGCCGAGUGAGGAUGACAAUUUGCCGCAGAAGUUGUGUUGGGAGUGCACACACAGACUUGUGUCGUGUCACAGGUUUAGGAACAAGGCAAUCAUGAGCCAGAGACUGAUGACAGAUUUAUUAUCAACUGAGACACAUUUAACAAUUCAAAUGGUGAAAAAUAUAAAUAAAAACGAACAUGGAUUAAAUACGAGUUUAGUACAAAAAUAUUAUGAACCAAAUGAUUGCGACUUACAUGUUAAUCAAGGCAUUUUGAAGACUGAGUUCUCUGAUACCGAUGACGUCGUCGAUGACGUCAUUGAUGACGUAUAUAAUUAUGACGUCAAAGUCCAGGCUGUGCCUUUACUGGAGUUAGAAAUCAAACGUGAAGAUAAUGGGAUGUUUGUAAGUGAUCAUCAUUUUGAAAGUGAAGAUGAUAGGAAAUUGAGUGAAAUGAACGUAAAGAAACAGAAGGUGAAAAGAAAAAAGAAGGUAAAAGUCGAGAAGAAGCAAGUGAAAGUGAAAAAUGAUGAUGAUAAUCCGCUAAUGACUAUGGAUAGGUACAAAAUCUCUGAUGUUAAACGAAGAAAGCAUAUAGAUGGGUUAGAUGAAACAUUAUUUACUAUAAAAAAUCUCACAUACGAAGAACAGAUAGAAGAAAUAACUAAACGACAGUUUACAACUUCUUACACAACUGCUCCGUACAAAUGUGAUGUUUGUUUUAAAGGUUUUAUAAUAAAAGAUAGAUUCGACGCACAUAUAGUGAGACAUACAGAGCAAAGUGGUGCAUAUGAAUGUUUCGUAUGUAAAACUCGUUUGAAAUCAGCGAGGGCUUUGAGAAAACAUUUAACAUCGCAACAUACGGAGCAGUUCAAUUGUAAAGGAUGUCCAUUUGUUACUAGGAAUAGAGGAGUUGCGAGAGAACAUGAGAAAUGGCACGCAGGUACUAAAUACCAAUGCCCGCAUUGUCCCUGCGAAUUUGACAAAUUAACAACUUAUAUGGGUCAUAUUCGGAUAAAACACGUAUCGGAUUUCGUUUGUGAACUUUGCGGUUAUACGUUUGUUAGUCAAAAAGGUAUUGAAGUACAUAAAAAGAAGAAACAUCGAUUACACGAUAAAACGAUAAGUUUAGAAGGUCCGUAUUGCGAAUUGUGUGAUGUCAGAUUUAUAUCAGAAGACGCUUACAGCAGACAUCUUAAGUUAUCUUCUAGACACAGCAGCGAUGACGAUCCGAAUAAGAUACGCAAUGAUUCUCAAAGUAUGAACACAGAGAGUGUUCGAGUACGUUCCGUACGUCGUAUAGAGAGACGACCGAUGAUCCACGCGCGCGACGUCGCUAACGACGCUGAUAUAACCCAUCACGGACCUAUUGCAUGCGAACAGUGUGGUGUACAAUUAAGAGAUUUACGUCUUUACGCUCAACAUUUCCGACGAGAACAUCCAGAUAAGAAUCGUACCAAAUAUCCCGCUAUGAAAACACCAGCUAUGUGUGAAAGAUGUGGGAGGAUAUUCCAGAGUAUGGCUUUACUAAAAGACCACAUGUGGGUCCACACUGGUAUCAAGCGUUUUAAAUGCUCAAGUUGCGAGAAGAGUUUCACACAACGUAGUAACCUGAUGUUACAUUUGCGAGUGCACAGUGAACAACGACCUUUAUACGAAUGUCCACUUUGCGGGAAACGGUUCGCAUUCUAUAAUAAUAGAAGAAGGCAUAUGUUUAUUCAUACUGGUUUGAAACCUCACCGUUGUGAAACUUGUGGCAAAUGCUUCACAACAGCGGGCGAACAACGCGCCCACGUGCAGCAUGUCCAUCUCAAGAAACCCUGGCCAAGGCGUGCGCGGGCACGUCGCGACUGGGCUAAACCGCAACCCUAGCGCUUUUGACAACCCUAAUAUGCAACCCUAACUUCUAGUGAUGAAACCGGUGUAUCUUGUGACAACCCUAACUUCUAGUGAUGAAACCGGUGUAUCUUGUGACAACCCUAACUUCUAGUGAUGAAACCGAUGCAUCUUGUGACAACCUUAGCACAGUGCAACCCUAAACUCUAGUGAUGAAAUUGGUGUAUCUUGUGACAACCCUAACUUCUAGUGAUGAAACUGGUGCAUUUUGUGACAAUCCUAACACAGUGCAAACCUAACAUCAAUAUUGCAUCUACGCAGCGCAUUUACACUAAACUCCUGGUUAACCCUGGUAAACCCCAACACAGUGUAACCCUAACUCCAAUGCAGACGAACAGAGCAGUUAUACAAAAGCUUAAUCCUAGGGAUGAAACUGGUGCAUCUUGUGACAACCCUAACAUACUAGUAACCUUUUCAUCACUACUGCAGGCAACCAGCACUACAGUACUGAGUCACAAUGUGACAAAGAUACUAACACAUGUUACUAGUAAUUAAAUUGUCUAUCGUGAGACAUUACUUUAAGCAUAAAUUAAUUAAAAACUGCUGUUACUAGGUUGUCAACAAUAUGACAAUUUUUUUAUAAUGUGACAAACCUAGUAUCACUAAUUAUUACCGACUGAGGCAAUCCUAGCAUCACUAUUAUGGCAGUCAUAAAACAAUAUCAAGCCAUCAUAACCCAUUAUCUGACAACCUUAGAUUUGAUAGAAAAAACCAAAUUUGUGUCAUUUGGCAACACUAACACAACAGGUGAUAGAACUCGAUGGGAUUGCGGCAACACUAUACCUUACAUAGCGACUUAUACAAUAAAUUCUAAAAUGAUUCAACCCUACAAUAUGUACAGCCAUACCUACAGCUGCCCUUGUCCAAUUUAAACCCAAGCAACAGUUGCUAUAGCUCUCUCUGUCACACACAUUAGAUACAAUAAGUGUGAAAGAGUUAACUACUAAAUAUUGACUUCUUUUUGAAUUAUGAAUGUAAAAAGUAUCAAUAUAAUAUGUCUGAUAUUUAAAAAAAUUGUGACUCCUACUAAGCCUACUAUUGCUAAAUUUUUGUGUGUUUUUUCUGUGUGUCCUAUUUAUUUAUUUAAUGA
Messenger RNA from Papilio polytes (common Mormon), 3608 nucleotides. Its product is annotated as putative zinc finger protein 724. The transcript is spliced from 15 exons. Bases 269 to 2494 code for a protein of 741 amino acids. The record is from RefSeq and is a predicted model, not a curated record. Gene Ontology annotation, molecular function: DNA-binding transcription factor activity, RNA polymerase II-specific; zinc ion binding; RNA polymerase II transcription regulatory region sequence-specific DNA binding. Gene Ontology annotation, cellular component: nucleus. Gene Ontology annotation, biological process: regulation of transcription by RNA polymerase II. NCBI's taxonomy places the organism in Eukaryota, Metazoa, Arthropoda, Insecta, Lepidoptera, Papilionidae.